Molecule: messenger RNA, 7003 nt
Organism: Synchiropus splendidus (mandarinfish)
Lineage: Eukaryota; Metazoa; Chordata; Actinopteri; Syngnathiformes; Callionymidae
Gene: kiz
Product: kizuna centrosomal protein
Exons: 15
Coding region: 72-2174 (700 amino acids)
Biological process (GO): spindle organization
Cellular component (GO): centrosome
Source: RefSeq, a predicted model, not a curated record
UUGUGGGUAACGGUCCCCAUGGUAGCCGUGGUAAACGCUUGUGUGCCGUUGCAGCUGCAAGUAUCUCAACCAUGGCCGGAGAGGAUCCGUUUUUUCGAAAGAUAUCAGCGCUUCAACAAAGCAUGCAUGCCACGGAGAAAAGAAGACUGGUGCUGGAGAGGGAAUUGUUUACAUACUGCAAAUCUGAUAAACGAAUCUUACAGAUAAAGUGUUCCAAACUGCGGAGUUAUCACAAGCAGAUCUGUGACAGGGAAGCACGAGCGAAAAUGAGAAACCUUGAGCUUCUCAGAGAAGUGGAGAGUCUGGAAAUUAGCAUGCGUGGUUAUCGACCUGACCUUGGACCGCUGAAGGAACUCAAGGCUCAAUACUUCACAAAGAGUUCGAAAUGUGUGGAGGACAAAAAGGGAAUGGCUCAAAUCAUGAAAAAGGACAAAUCUUCACACCGACAGUCUGAUGGAAGCAGUUCGUUUUCUCCACAAGCACCAUCAAGCGUAUUUUUGGACCAGCAGACUUGCAGAGGACCCAACACCAACAGUGAACACUCACACCAAGCAUUCUCCUGUUCAACCAAUCGCAGUGCGCACUCCGGCAAACGUCUACCAAGUGGCCUUUUGAAGGACUCCGGAGUUGGCGGAGAGGAAGCUGCUUGCAGCCGGGCACAUUUAUCAGAUGACAUUUCAAGCUCAAACAAUUCUCCUGACGGCGGUAAUUUGAGUGACAAACAUGAAAGAACAUCACUGGAUUUCACAGCAGUCCAUGCCUCCAUGGGAGUUGCUGCCGUAAUGCCGUUUGAAGGCGAUGAUGAAGGUGGAGCUUUAUCUCUUGUGACCUUGACAAGACCUGAGAGGAACCCAUCGCCUGGAAGCAGCUGCCAUAGUCCUAUGAGGAGGAUAAAGAAUCCUCUGGAAGGAAAGAAUGACUCCACAGAAGUGACUCCUCAACUGUCACCUAAAGCAGAUGUCCAUCAACAAACUCCAGAACAACGGACGAGCUUAAGCCAACCAAGUCCUGCGGUGCCACUGUCGGACAGCAGCGCCAGCGACCUUUCCCUCACUCUGACACAAUCUGAGCUGGAGGAAGAUUUUGAGGAGGACUCUGAGAGCAACUGCAACUCCGAUGACAGAGCUCAUCCACAGAAAACACCACCUGUGCCUGCUCCUGAAGCAUUUUGUCAAUCUCAUCAGGCAAACAAAAAAGUGGAAAUACCUCAAAGUGUCUCACAGGAAGGACUCUUUUAUUUGCUCGACUGCAUUGAAGCACGACUCGGUGUUGCGCCGCAUUUGUACAAAGAUUCUGCCGUGGAUGAAAAGCGACUCAACAGAAUCAUCAGGCUUUGUGAAGGAAGAAGGGGCAUGAAUGACGAAGACCUUGAAGCAUGUGGAGCAGUCGUCCUUCACCAUCUUCAGGUGUUGUCUCGCAGUACCGAGAUGGGCUGUUUACUGCCGCUGGAGCUUGUCAGAGCUCACCAGUUGUGCACUCAGCAUGAGCAGAUCAGCUCCAGUCUUCCUCCUGAUGCUGCUCGGCUGUGGGAUCGCUGGUUCAAGCAUGCCCUUCUGCUCAAGGAGCACAGUAUCCUCAACACCGAGGGCUUGGUCCAGCUGUUCGCGCCUCGACUGCUGGAGAGCAAUGCCACAUACAUCCACCAGGCCAAAGUGCUGCUGAGGACACUUCUGUCCCGGUCCAGUGAGGAGUGCCCCUCAGCAGAGGAGAGUGAAUUGUCUUCAUCGCGUGACCCUCCUUCCUUCCAGGCCGACGGUGAAAAAGUACAACCUUCCAGUCAGCUGCCUGAGCAGAAAGUCCAAGAUCUACAAAGUAGUGAAGAGGACAGCCAGGACGAAAGCCCUGUGGAAAGUGUUCCUAUUAGAGAAACCAAAGCGUAUCAGUUACUUAAACAGUCAGUCAUGCAGGAGAGACCCAAGAGUUCUGAUGAGAGCGAGGAAGAAGAUGACGGUGCCUCAGGAAUCAAUCGUGGCGGUGAAGUGGACCUUGGGUGGGCCAGACGCUCCUCACAUCAAGACCCUUACCCCGGAAAGGAGAGGACUAAUUCAAAGGCGUAUUCUGUGCUGGAGUCCAAAGCUUUUUGGGGAGAGACGGACGACAGCAAUUCGGAGAUCGAGGCAGCCGUACGUCCUCAACCGGUGAACGCAGAGAGCGAUGACGACUUCUACGACUGAAACAGGAGGGUUUUAGCAUUAUAUCAUGGUACGAGCAGCUUGUCGCACUCUGAUAUUGCAGCACUAAAUCACAAGAAUAAAAAAACAAAUAAUAAAGUUGACAGCUCUCACGCUGGGUAAAGUACAUGAAGAGUUGUCCAACGGCGAUGUUAACCCUGCUUCUGUCUCUUUAUCUGAACAACUCUCCCAGCUCAUAAUAGCAGCUCCAAAUAGAUUAAACUGAUCUUUUAAAGCGAUUUGUUUGCACUGGGCUGGAAAUCAUGCAUUUUGAAUGCCGCGAGCAUCUGCGAGUGCUCUGCCUCCAGCACGCUCAAGUGUAGUGAUGUGAGUCACCUGUGAAAUGACAAAGCACAAUGGCCACUCUGCACGCCACGCUGCGACCUGUGAUCCCGCUGAAGAGGCCCCAUCUCCCGGGGCACAAAGUGUCGAACAAACUGUUUUAUUUAUUUUAUUUUUUUUCUUUCACACCAUGGCGUCUGUCUAAUUUGUUGUGUUUAAUGUGCGUCUUCAUUCUGUGGAUCUUUCUGCAUCUAUUUUCACUUGUAGAGCUGCUGUGUGGGAGGCUACAUCCCCAACUUUGCAUUUCAGCUCAUCACAUCCGCACUGCGCGUAACUGGUCGCAUCAAGAGUCUGCCGCAUUCCAUUAGCAGGCUGUAGGUGACUUUACAUUCCUGAACCUUCUAAAGUAGGACUCCACAUUCAUUAGCAGUAAUUUCUGCACACGGCCCUGACCCACCACCCAAAAACAGAACCCAGCAGAAUCAUUCGGAGCUUGCUAAAAGGCUCCUGAACAUAAUAUCCAUGUUAAGGAGCAUGUCAACAGACACUCGUGUGCGUUCCAUCUUUUAUUAACGUGUAUUAUGUGUUUCACAAGAUGGUCAUUUUAUGGUCAGCUGUUUUCAUGUGUUUCAAUGAGUUACAUGUUCGUGAUGAAACACUGACUGUCAUUAUCAUCCACCAGAGAUGUUUGUUGCGUCUUUGAUUUUUAUUAAAAUUCCAAGAAUUUCUUGUCCUGGAAUUUCCGUUGAUAUUGAAAUAGUUUCCUGAUUUUGUUUAAAAUUCUUCUUUUUCAGUUUAGUUACAAUUUCUUAAUGUUAUUUGCGCUGUUUACAAAUCAAAAAUACAUCUGAAGUAGAAGGACUGUGUUUUAUUCAUUCCUGCAAUAGACUGGCGACCUGUCCAGGGUGUAUUCCUGGCUCUCGCCCACUGACAGCUGCUCCAGCACUCCCCGCAACCUAGAACAGGACAAAGCCGUGGUUAACUGUAGAGAUGGGUAAAUGAGGCAUCAUAAAGCGUUUCGCCACAAUACAACACUGUGGUGAUACUGUGUCACUGAAUACUGACGCCUGCUGGACAUUAAAAAUCCCUGCUUGACAGACUGAGCUGACACUGACUUGAUGACCCACAGUUCACAAUAGUAUCAUCAGAAUCCGUCUUUGUAUUCAUAGUGUAUUAUUCCAUAUCUUUAAAUAAUGUGAACAUGUAUCAUAAUGUGAAAAUCUAAGUGAAAACGGUUUGAAUGAGGAUGCUUUUGGACUUUUUGUUUUUACAAACUUUUAUUUAAAGCAAAUGUUUUUCCAAUGUUUUUCAAUUUUCAAACUUAAAUUAUAACUUUAAAUUAAUUUGUACUAGAAUGGGACAAGACAAGUCGAAAAUCUGAGACAAACUAAGAUUGAAAUAAUUACAUUAUUCUCUGAUAGGAGAUCAAAAUGGCUGCACACGGCAGACAACUAGCGUUUCCCCUGGAGUUGCUCCACAAAGAUGAUCACGAGGAACCCUGAGAUUAGAUUGUUUCAGCAGUUGCAUCCUGUUGAUAGAUGCGCUUCCUAAUAAACGCAGUUCGGCACGUUUUUGCCGAGUCGACACAGUCACAUGACUGUAUUGAAGCGGUACGCGCACCGACUCGGGGAUUGCUCUCUGAGCUCAGCGCAUGCACUGUUGCAUCGCUUCCAUGUCGAAAUAAGAAAAAGAAGAAUUUAAAUCAUAAAUAAAUAAUUGUCUAAAAUAUCCUUAUAGUAUAGCACAGUAUUGCAUGACCUAGUGUAUCAGUGUUUGCUUGUGAAGGUCCUUGGUUUGCUGACUUGUCACCCAAAUCUAAUGACAUCGUAUUUUUCAUCCUUCUGCAAAUUCUAUUGUUGUUUUGGUUGCUAAAAAAUUGUGCCGCUGCAAGUUGACCUAAUGCCCCCCAUAUUAAACAUGUUCUGUCACCACCAAAAAACUGGUUCAGUGGCGGCGACAGCAGACAAGGUUGGUUGUCAGCGAUCAAGUGAGGCAGCGAGGUCAAUACCCUCAGUGUGAAGGCGAGGCCACAACAAGAACUAAACGGUAACUCAUGGAUGGUUUGUAUGAUAGUCUGGGCUUCCCAAGGAGAUGUGGAAGAUUACAAGAGUGUGGCUGAAGCUUUUACCAGGACCCUUUACUAUGGAGGGUUAAAAAAUAAAUAAAUGAAUCAUGUUUCAUGGGCAAGUUAGUACUGUCAUCAUCUUUCACCAGGAACAGUUUUUCAUUCAAGUAUUUCCUUUGUUCCGCUUACCUACGUUACCAGGUGCUGAAAUGUUUAUGUUAAAACGUUUAUUUAAGAAGUCUUUCGGGAAGCUUUUUUGUUGAAUUAUUCUCUGUCUGCUCUAAUACUUAAGUCUGAAAUGAAAGAAACAAACAUAAUUUAAUUAACAUUGAAAUUGUGAUUAGUAAGUAAAAUGAAUUCAUGUUGAUGCAGUCUUUUCAUGAUUUAUAAAGUAUUUUCUAUUUAAAUUGAUUCAUUUUUGUUGCACAUUUCCUACUAAAGAAAAGACGUUCAUCACUUUUAUGGUUCAAACUCAAACCUCCAUUCAUCAUUUGACAUCAAGCCCAAAAUUAGCAUGGCAGGCGAGAAACAUGGCAUAAAUAGUAAAAGUUUUGUGUCUGUCAAAUGAGAUGCUGAAGGUUUUUGCGUUGAUGUGAAGGCAUCUGGAGUCUAAAGUCGACCGUCCUUGAGCACAAUAAUGACAUGUGGGCUAAAGCUGAACAUUAACAUGGGGACCAGAGAUGACUUGACUGCGAGAACUGUCUCUUUUCUUAUUCAAAUUGAGCUCAGUUGUGACAAACCUAAAUCCUAAUUUGACAUUAAAAAAAAACCUCUCCUUUCAUGUUCUUGAAUUUAUUUGCGUUGGUCUCUGUUGCUGCCGAGGAUGCUGGCUCCUGCUUUAAAGAAAAAAAAAUCAACUAAUAUUGUAUUAUUACAUAUUUACAAUGUUAUUGUAUGUUUUUUCCCCUCCAAGGCUGACAGUUCCAACAGUCUUCAUAUUUCAGUUAGUCAAGUGGUCAAGUAACCUCGUCUGAGAAAAGAGACUAGAAAACAAAACGUGAAGAAAUUCAAAAUAAUGGAUGUUGCAAAAUUCUCCAUUGUGAGGACCACUAGUUGUGUUUUAAAAAAAACUGCAUCACUUUGGCAAUUGCGAGGAAAACUGAUGUCAAGUGGAAAAGCUAGAAUGUAAUUUGUACUGAAAGAUAAUUUAGGUUUAACUCAUUUAACAUAGUGCCAGAAUUUAUCUGGCUGGUCAACGUGCACAUUGCCAUAAAACAAGACUUUAUCGAUCAUCCAGCGUGGAUAUUCAUUUGUCAGUUAAACACAUAAAUGUAGUGUCGGUGACAGAAAGAUUGCGAUGUUUCUGUAGCAUGUCUCAGAUUCCUAAUGUAGAUGUUAUGGACAUGGAAGUAUGCUGCGGUCCAGUAGCCACCAUUGUUUCAUAUUCUUCAGAAAUGACUGACAGUGAGCUAGAGCUAGUCCCAUAACUGUUGUAGAUUCUUUUGGCCGUUGGCACAAGUAAGCGUCAGAUAGGUUCAGUCCUGAUCUGGGGUACGGUGAGUCUCCGACUGAAGGUACAUUGUUCACCAUAGAGGGGGAGUGAGUGGUUGCUUAUGCUGCAGGCUUUCAACAGUGUCCCCUCCUCUCUCCAAAAGUAGCUGGGAAACGUGUCUCAGUCGGCACAGAAUGAAUAACUGACACGAUAAAUCACUCAAAAAUAAAGUUGAUUCAGAAAAAAAACAACUGUUGUUCUCUAAAUAAUUGAUAAUUAUGAUAAUAUACAGGUACAUUUUUUUAACUCAACUUUCAGCUGCUCGAUGUUUUCGAAGCGUUUACCUGAGCACAUCUAAGGGCUGUAUAGUUGCUGCACAAAUGUUUGCUUAGUACGCUGAAUCUCACUAUGUAGGCAGCUUCAUGUCUUCAAAUGAACUUACACUUUUGUUGGAAUUGUUUCUGAGACGUCCAGUGAAGGAACGUCUCUACAAAGAUAUUGUUUCUUGUGCAGUUUAUCAUUAACAUGAGGUCAUUGAAUGAAGAAACUUAAAAGAGCGUAUCCCUGUCCAUUGCCCAAGAUGCCUUUUAUGUCUGCCACGAGCGUGUCGAUGCCGAUACCAUCCUGCCUCAUGUCAGUGCAGUGUGUUAGAGGAUGGUCCUCCUCCGUUCACGUGUGGCUCCUUUUUCGGCUGAUAGAAAAUAGUGAAACUUGUCUCUGUGUCGAUCGUUGUUAGCAGUGACCGCGGCAGGGUUGUUUUGCCACGAGCACCACGGAACACUUUUGACAGUUUAGAAUCUCUCAAGAAGGAAAAAUACGUUUCCCAAGUAUUUAAACUCGUGAUUUCUGUGUGUUUCUGUCGCAGUUGAAUUCCCUCCUGAUCAUUUUUUUCUGUUCUCAACAAAACACAAGGUUAGAUUUCAAAAUUAAAAUGCGAAAGAUAUUUGUAUUAUAUUUCUGGCACUGAAGUGAUGAAUUCCCUGCUGAUCAGUGUUUCCACAAAUACCACAAUUUUUUCUGUUCUCAACAAAACACAAGAUUGGAUUUCAAAAU